AUGACUGCAAUGGAAACAGGGGUGCAUCAUGGACACGCGGCGGAACUUCCUGUUCACUUCAAUCCUCAUCACCACAGCCCUCAUCGUGCUCGUCACGUUGGACAACAUAGCUUUUCAGUCGAUCCAGGCUCUUCACAUUACACACCUCCAGCAUUUGCUCCUCCGCUUAUGCCACGUUCAAUUCCGCAGGUUAAUCUCGCGAAGCACGCAAAACAUGCAACUUUAUCAGCUCCUGUGACUUCGGUGGCCACUCCUACCUCCAAGACGAGACCUACAACCCCAACGGGGCAGUUCAUCCCAGGGCCUGAUAACAUCAGUCCUUCGAAACAGGAGGAAAAAUUCCACGUUCAAAAGACAAUGCUGGAACGCUUGGGAGAUACAUCAAUCGCCGACCCACUUGACAUCGACUUUUCGAGACUCACCGUUAACCAAGCCGAUCAUUACCUUGACCUUAUUGGCGCUCCCUCUAGGCCAAAGCCAGAGGCAGCUCCUGUUCGGGAUGUGAUUACCGGAGAGGGAGGGUUGGUAGCACCACCUAAGCUAGCUCCUCAAAGUUUGGCUCCGGAGAAGUCUAUGACGGCAUCUUUAAGUCCCCACGACCAUCAACUUCCACAACGUACUUCGCCCAACCCAUCCUCUCAACAUUAUUCCAACGAUCUUGAGAGGGGAGCCGCCUUAGCAGCACGAUAUAAUAUUCGAGGUUUAGCUAUUACACGGCUUGCACAUUUUCGCCAGGAGCGUGAAGCCGCUAUGGCUCAAGAAAGGGAAGAGUCUCCACAAAUCGCGGCUGGGUCUCGGGCUCCAUCGCCUGCUUCUACCAAAGUUAUUCCAUCGGCUACUCCAUGUCCAAGUGAAGCAAAGAAUAACGCUGCCAUGCAGCAACCAGGUGUCCGCCGGAAUUUCCCACCUCCCGGCUUAACUCGUCCUCGUUUUACCAAUUACGCUGGGGAUCCUGUGGGGAUUUACCGCCCCGUUCCAUGGACUGUGGAUACACCUGAAGAAGCUGAAAGGAAAGCCAAGAAAGCGGAGACUGCUACUACCUCGGAAUCUGGCAAGCCACCUCCUGUUCUACCACCUGCGAACACCCUACAACAAAGUCCUAUCGGUAGCAAACGCCGCUCUAUGGUACUAGCUAAAGAACGAAAUUCCCGUGUCAGUGAAACUCUCAAAUGGUAUCGUGCAGACUACCGUUUGAACGAAGACCUCCGCGAACGUUUGGAUACUAUAAUGAAGGAAACCUUGCAAACCCACGAUAAUGGACAGGGACCUCUUGCGGUCCCUAAAGAGCUCUAUGAGUCAGCUGAGCAAAACACGGUUUUGCUUGCCCAGGCUAUCGUUAAUCUCCAAUCUUACCUUGAAGGAAACCCCAAAGAGCAGUCCAGAAACUUCGCUCAAUAUGGACCGGUCCCCGAUGAAUGCUGCGAACCCUCCAAGGACGGAAACUUCAGCCUUUUUGAUAUCCAGCCGGGCCCGUUUAGAGGGUCAGAGACGAGGAACUAA
Messenger RNA from Trichophyton rubrum CBS 118892, 1500 nucleotides. RefSeq lists its product as uncharacterized. The coding region runs from base 1 to 1500 and encodes 499 amino acids. The record is from RefSeq and is a predicted model, not a curated record. The transcript has a single exon. Lineage: Eukaryota; Fungi; Ascomycota; Eurotiomycetes; Onygenales; Arthrodermataceae.